Molecule: messenger RNA, 2158 nt
Organism: Sphaeramia orbicularis (orbiculate cardinalfish)
Lineage: Eukaryota; Metazoa; Chordata; Actinopteri; Kurtiformes; Apogonidae
Gene: tmed2
Product: transmembrane p24 trafficking protein 2
Exons: 4
Coding region: 172-777 (201 amino acids)
Source: RefSeq, a predicted model, not a curated record
CUGUACGUGGCAGUCACAGAGCAGUACACAGCAGCCGAGGCUGGAGCGGCUACUCCUGCAACAGCUCACUCAUACAAACCGUCAUCCUGCUUCUCUGCAGGAUCAACUGAAGCAAGGACAAUCUUUAUAUUGUCAGACUUACACCGACGCUUGUUUUACUAUACUUAAACCAUGUUUACCUUGUCGGAAGUUGUUGUUUUGUUGGCCGUCCUGUGUGCCACUGCGUCCGGCUACUUCGUUAGCAUAGACGCCCAUGCCGAGGAAUGCUUCUACGAGCGGGUCAACUCCGGCACCAAGAUGGGCCUCAUGUUUGAAGUAGCUGAAGGAGGUUUUCUCGACAUCGAUGUUGAGAUAACAGGGCCUGAUGGUAAGCAGAUCUACAAAGGGGACAGGGAGUCCAGCGGGAAAUACUCAGUUGCAGCACACAUGGAUGGAACCUACAAGUUCUGUUUCAGCAACAAGAUGUCCACCAUGACUCCUAAGAUUGUCAUGUUCACUAUUGACAUUGGAGAGGCACCUAAAGGCCAAGACAUGGAGACAGAAGCUCACCAAAACAAGCUGGAGGAGAUGAUCAAUGAACUGGCUGUUGCUAUGACGGCUGUAAAGCAUGAGCAGGAGUACAUGGAGGUCCGCGAGAGGAUACACAGAGCAAUCAAUGACAACACAAAUAGCCGCGUGGUGCUGUGGUCAUUCUUUGAAGCUCUGGUUCUGGUGGCGAUGACACUUGGACAAAUUUACUACCUGAAGAGAUUUUUUGAAGUACGGCGAGUGGUGUAGUGUGAUUCAUGACCCCUCUGUGUCCUCCACUGUUUUCUCCAACACCAAGACAGAUAUUUACAUUCUGCAAAUGAGACUGGCAGUUUGAGCAAAGCCUACGCAUAAUUGGAUCUCCAAUGAUUUGAUCUGCUGUUACCUGUUUGGUUCUUUCUUCAUAAGUGUACAAGUUGUUGGUUUUUUUUUUUUUUUUGCAACAGGAGGCCAAACAUUGCUGAGACAUAUGUCAUUUGUCAUUAGAAGUUUUCUGUUUAAUUUGACAGAGUUCUUUUUCAAUACUGUUAAUAAUAAUCUCAGUUUAGUACCAAUUUAAUUGCCAGUGCAGUUUUGUCUGUGUGAAUGACUGAGGCUCAUAAUUUUGUGUAAAAGCAGUCACCUGAAAAGACUUAGAAAUGCACAUCAGUGGGUUGGCAUGUGUGGAAUCACCACAGGAGAAUGUAACCCCUUAUAAUAUGAAACAUUUUUCCACUGAUAAAAAUGAAAUUGGCUUGAUGUCAGAGAUGCAGGGGGUUUUGUUUUCAUGGUGUCAGUCAAGUUGAACAAUGUACAAGCACAUUAUGUGAUAUCUGUACAUUGUGUAUUGCUCUCAAACAACAAAUUGCACUCCUGUUGAAAAUGUCCGUGUCCGAAGGAUUUACUUUACAGCUGGUCUUUAAGGGAAAAUGUACAGCUUCUAGCUCUUUUGAUUCAUAGAAAUCCACACCAUGGGGGAACGACACAAUUCCCCAUGUCGUUCAGAAAAUAAACAAUGGGUGAGUGGUUGUUCUCUACUUGAUUUUCAGCCACUUAAUAGAUUCACUCAGCAGCGAGACUAUGGAAAGCAUAGUCAGCGCUGGAUUCAAAACUGAACUACAUGGGUGUGCAACUCCAAAGCGAAGUGUAGAGGAAUACUGAAAUACUUGUUACAUGUUGAUUGAUGGUGGGUGGGUGGGUGGGUGGGGUGGGGGUCUGACACCUAAUGACUGCUGUGUGCUUUAGUUGCUUCUAUAGUUGUUUUGUUGGGAUUCUGGGUUUUAAAUUAUGCGAUUGUAUACAGUUUUAAAAAAUUUAUUUUUCCUGGAGCAUAUUCAGUGACAUGUUAUUUUGAAUGAGGCCUUUCCAAGUACUAUGUUUUACCUUUUUAUGUCCUCACAUGAGGUAAAAAGUUAUCGUCCAAGGCAGUAGCUUUACAUCAAUGACACAGCUGUGACCUAAGCGUUGCAUGAUACUGACUAUGCUCCAGUUUUGUAUUAACAAUCUUCGGUGAGCUUGGGCAGGUUAUCUGCUCUGUACACAGUCUCUCCUUUUUGUGAUUACAAAAAUCUGAUAAAUGGUCAAAUGUAGAAUGGUUGUCUGUGGAAAACACCCCAGGUUUCAUAAUAAAGCCAAUAUUCUGUACAAUUAU